This is a messenger RNA of Rotaria sp. Silwood2, 304 nucleotides long. The record is from the annotation of a GenBank genome assembly. Lineage: Eukaryota; Metazoa; Rotifera; Eurotatoria; Philodinida; Philodinidae.
AUUUGUUUGUACUUUUUAUUUAUCUUUUUUUUUUUUUAGAAAUUAUCAAAUUGUUUUUUGUUAUUCAAUUAUUGAAACAAAUAAUCGUUAUUCAUUACCAGAAUCAUUUGCAAUAAAUGGUCAUUACAAUGAUAAUUCAGCAAUAAUACCAUCAAAUAUUCUUUAUUCUUAUUUUCCAUUUGAUCCAUAUGUAUUAAAACGUUCAUCGAUAUUUAUUCGAUCUAUUUAUAAUGAUUAUCGAGAUGAAAAUGAUGAUAUAACUACUAAUAAAGUUUUAGAAGAUAAUCAUGUAAGUAAAGUUUAG